Molecule: messenger RNA, 2673 nt
Organism: Blastomyces dermatitidis ER-3
Lineage: Eukaryota; Fungi; Ascomycota; Eurotiomycetes; Onygenales; Ajellomycetaceae
Product: siderophore biosynthesis acetylase AceI
Exons: 2
Coding region: 531-1847 (438 amino acids)
Biological process (GO): siderophore biosynthetic process
Source: RefSeq, a predicted model, not a curated record
GUCAGUUGUGAUGAUUCCUGUCAGUUGUGAUGAUUCCUGUCAGCUGUGAUCUUAUCCGAUUCUUGCCGAUUACCAGAUGGAUAAAAUUGGAGCCAGGCUGGAAGAUACUGUACCGUAUAUUGCUGUAUUAUUUGAAUACUUCGUACCGAUGGUAAUAUACCUUGUAUACCUAUUUUACCCCUGAGUGGAAACCCCUGUAUUUUCCCCCGACCGGGACGGAUACGUUGGAAGCAUCCACCAGUCGGUUGCAAGUCCACAUUCUCGGUAUUCUUGGAAAAGAACCGAGGAGGGGUUGGAGCAUCAUGUUGCAGCCCCUAGCAUUCGACUACACGGCAUGGCGCUUGGAGUCUGCUUUUUCAAAGGUUGCAUUGCUGGGGACAAGCAGUGCGACAACUCACCUGCUAUAGUCAACCUCCCUGGCUUCCCUGAAACUUAUUGGAUAAACCUGAGGCUGUUGCAUUCUUUCAUUCCGUUAGGCUUCCACGAUCCGUAUAUCAUUGCACAGCUAUACAGGCUAUCAUACGUUAAAAAUGAGCUCCUCCCCUGAGAUGCGCGAUUUGCCGCUCGUGCGGCUUCCAGAGCCGUACAAAACAAAAUAUGAACUGUACCAGGCUUCCUCAGGACCUAAUGGCAGGAUUUUCCAACUUCGACUGUCAAGCGAUCAGAAUAAUGGCGCCAUUCCCCCCCCGGAGCCGUUGCAUCACGACAUGCUCUACUUCAGCGAGUUGAUCCCCGGUCCUGAGGCUACCUUACCAGCCGAAUCAGAUAACACCGCUUGGGCGCGGGCUUGCCGCAAUAUGGUAUCAUUUGUGACUUGGGAUGGAGAGUCGGCACCAACGGUUGGCCAGCUAUGGACGAUGGUCUACGCGAUCUUCUCUAUGAGGCCAUCAGAAGAAUCCUUCCGACUUUCUCUGUCGGGCGCGCAGAAGGACCUGUUAUACGCCGAAUGCAAUGCAACGGGACUUUCUACGCAUUUCCCCAGCCCGGCUCAACCGCAGCCGUUGGGCAAAAUUGAGGAUAUUUUGGUUUCUAGAGCGGCCUUCUGGCAAGGCGCAGGUUCUCCACUGGGGACUCGGGCUGCAUGGCUUGUCCCAUCGAUUGAAGGAAGUGCCAGAAAGCAGCCAUCGGAAUAUCCAGCCUUCCCUCUUCAGUACACUCUGACAUCACAACUCACAAACCGGCCAGUCCAUGCGCAACAUCCAGUCCGGCCGGCAAAGCCUGCCCGUGGCGCACCGAUAUACAGCAGGUAUAUUCCGCACCUAGAUGAAUUUUUCGCCAUGGAUCAUCUCGACUACAGAAAUGAGACACAUCUCCAGCUGUUUCAUACUUGGCAGAAUGAUCCGCGAGUCGCCGUCAACUGGAAAGAGACUGGUACGCUGGACGAGCAUCGCGAAUAUUUGCGAAAGAUCGAUGAAGAUCCGCACCAGAUGGCGGUAUUGGCGCGAUUUAACGAUACUUAUUUCGCCUAUUUCGAGAUCUAUUGGGCUAAGGAGGACCACAUGGGCACAUAUUACCCUGCCCUAGAUUGGGAUCGUGGCCGACACUCGCUGGUUGGUGAUGCGCGAUUCCGCGGCCCGCAUCGGGCAACGGCAUGGUGGACCAGUCUGAUUCAUUACAUAUUUCUUGAUGAACCUCGCACGACAUGUGUAGUCGGGGAACCGAACGCAGCCAAUGGGCCCGUGUUAGGAUAUGAUGCCGCGCAUGGCUUCCACGUUCACAAAUGGGGAGACCUGCCUCACAAGAGGUCUGCCAUGGUGAGGUGCGAGCGGGUGCGGUUUUUCGAGGUGGUGAAUUUCGGAAGUGUGACUAGCAAUGGGACGGCGAAGCAGAGCAAAAGUAAAUUGUAAGAUUCGUAAGGCUGUUAGGCUGGGAUUGAAUUAUGGUUAAAUAGAUUUAUGUGAUUUAUUGUUCUCUGCUCUGUCUCCAUCCCGAGAUCUCUUUAAAAAAGUUGCCGUUUAUGUAAUCAGUAUUAACUUAAGUUAUCAGCCUCACCCAGCCUCAAACUUUGGAGCGUCUGGCUUCGGAUUGUCUCGUUUUGAAGACAGAGACCUGUUUGAAAUCCUGAGAUAAGUUCUACUUUGGACGAUACUGGAUACUUUCGGUCUAUAAAGUGUGUAUGCAUGUACAGUACAUUAUAUAUGCGUUAACCUGCACGCCAGUCCCCAACCAAUUUCUUUCCCAGAUCCCUUAGUAUUUGCUUUUGAAUCUUCCCGCUUCCAGUCUGUGGCAUAUCCGCCGGGAGCCUUGGAUCCAAGCCAAACACAAACACAUGCUUGGGAGCCUUAUGUCUUCCGAGCGUCUGCCGCGUCCAAUUCCUUAUUUCUUCCUCAGGUGGGCAAGUAUGCCCAGUUUUAAGCACCAAGAACGCGCUGACAACUUCCCCGUAAUGCUUAUUGGGUAGCCCAACCACUGCAGCUCGCGAGAUAGCUGGAUGUGCUGUGAGGCGUUCCUCAAUUUCGAGAGGAUAGAUGUUUUCUCCUCCCCUAAUAAUGAUGUCCUUGUAGCGCCCGGUGAUGCUGCAAUACCCAUCUGAAUUGAACACCGCCUCGUCACCAGUCCGCAACCAAAUCGUGCCAUCCUCAUCUUCUAGCAAUGUCUCGGCAGAUUUUUCUGGAUUGUCCCAGUAUCCUUUAUGAACUUGAUAGCCAGACAUACAGAGUUCUCCUCGCUCCC